GCAUUAGGCAACUAAACUUACCGUGAAUCAGAAUUGACAAGUUAAAGUAUUCUCGAGUACUUUUAGAUUUAACUUCAAUAAAAGAAGAUGUUAAUAAAGGAAUUCCGUGUUACUUUGCCCCUUACGGUAGAGGAGUACCAAGUGGCGCAGCUGUUCAGCGUCGCAGAGGCGUCGAAAGAUAACACUGGCGGAGGGGAAGGUAUUGAGGUGCUGAAAAACGAGCCGUUCACCGAUUUUCCACUCUUGGGUGGCAAAUACAAUUCGGGACAGUAUACCUACAAAAUCUAUCAUUUGGCCAGCAAAGUACCCUCGUUUAUCAGGUUGCUCGCUCCUAAAGGUAGUUUGGAAAUACACGAGGAAGCAUGGAACGCAUAUCCAUACUGUAAAACAGUCAUAACGAAUCCUGGUUAUAUGAAAGAAAAUUUCGUGAUUUGCAUCGAAAGCAUGCAUAUACCGGAUAAGGGAGACCAGGAGAACGUCCACGAACUGUCCGCAGAGAAGCUCAAGCAGCGAGAAGUGGUGUACAUCGACAUCGCCAAUGACCCGGUGACGAAUAACGAUUACAAGGAGGACGAGGACCCGAAAAAGUUCAAGUCGGAGAAAACGGGCCGCGGCCCAUUGGUCACCCAGAACUGGAGGGACGACGUCAAGCCGGUCAUGACGUGCUACAAACUUGUCACGGUGGAGUUCAAAUGGUUCGGGUUGCAGAAUAGGAUAGAAACCUUUAUACAAAAAUCCGAACGACGGCUGUUCACAAACUUCCACAGACAAGUGUUCUGCUGGAUGGACAGAUGGCACGGAAUGACGAUGGACGACAUCAGAAGGCUCGAGGACAAAACCAAAGAAGAGCUGGAGGCGUUGCGUAAAAAGGGCGAAGUGAGGGGCAUGAAGGCGGAAGCGGAGUAACAACGUUUCCUUCCCGCACCGGAAUAAACCGAAAAAAUGCCCCCCUUCAACAAUAAAACCCACCGCAGCAUACACGACAUAAAUGAGAAUGCCCCCCCCCUAACAUUCAU
Messenger RNA from Brassicogethes aeneus, 1016 nucleotides. Lineage: Eukaryota; Metazoa; Arthropoda; Insecta; Coleoptera; Nitidulidae. The record is from the annotation of a GenBank genome assembly.